Messenger RNA from Funneliformis caledonium, 327 nucleotides. Lineage: Eukaryota; Fungi; Glomeromycota; Glomeromycetes; Glomerales; Glomeraceae. The record is from the annotation of a GenBank genome assembly.
AUGGCCGAAAACUCCUCCACUUCAUUUGAACAUAACUUUCCAACUAGUUCUCUUAUUCGAGCAUCACGGCAAAUAGUAAAAACAAAUCAAUCGGGUUAUGAUAUCAUUUGCGAAACGAACUAUCAAAAAAAUUCUCAAAUAUUAUUUCAAAUUACUUGGACUAAUAAAGAUGGUGUUGAACGAAUAGUUAAAAGUAUUAAAUCAGCAAGACAUGUUGCAAAAUUAUUAGUGGAGGAUAUAAAAUGCAAUAAUACUCAAGUACUUCAAGUACUUACUAGUACUUCAAUAUCUGGUGUUCAUCUUUUUGGAUUUGACUUUGAUUUUUAG